Ailuropoda melanoleuca (giant panda) is the source of this 1583-nucleotide messenger RNA. RefSeq names its product GTPase IMAP family member 7-like. Gene Ontology annotation, molecular function: GTP binding. Bases 149 to 1024 code for a protein of 291 amino acids. NCBI's taxonomy places the organism in Eukaryota, Metazoa, Chordata, Mammalia, Carnivora, Ursidae. The transcript has 2 exons. The record is from RefSeq and is a predicted model, not a curated record.
GACAAACUUGGUGAAUAAGGUACCUUCCAUCAGUUGCUGUUGUGACAGACACUGAGUGCUGCCUGACAACCUAUCCAUUGCCCUCAGUGGGAAAUCGGGGUCCUCGAGGUCUGUGGAUACCUAAGCCCCGGAGCCUCUUGAUAUUGACAUGGCUGACCCACAGGACAACACUCUGAGGAUUGUUCUGGUUGGAAAAACCGGAAAUGGGAAGAGUGCAACAGGAAACACCAUCCUUGGGAGAAAAGAAUUUGAGUCUAGAAUUGCUCCCCACGCUAUUAUCAAAUAUUGUAAAAAAGCAUCCCGAGAAUGGAAGGGGAGGAAUCUUCUCAUUGUUGACACCCCGGGGCUCUUUGACACCAAAGAGACCCUGGAAACCACCUGCACGGAAAUCAGCCGGUGUGUCCUCUACUCCUGUCCUGGGCCCCACGCCAUCGUCAUGGUUCUGCAGGUGGGCCGCUACACGGAUGAAGAGCAGAAGACCGUGGCAUUGAUCAAGGCUGUCUUUGGGAAGGCAGCCAUGAAGCACAUGAUUGUUUUGUUCACUCGCAAAGAUAACUUGGAGGGUCAGAGCCUAGAUGACUAUAUAGCAGAGGCAGAUGUCAAUCUUAGGAGUGUCAUCAGGGAAUGUGGGAACCGCUGCUGUGCCUUCAACAACAGAGGCACAGAAGCUGAGAAGGAAGCUCAAGUGGAGGAGCUGGUGGGGCUGAUAGAGCAGAUGGUGUGGAGAAAUGGCGGGGCUUACUUUUCUGAUGACAUUUACAAGCACACAGAGGAAAGGCUGAAACAAAAGGCAGAAGUCCUGAAGAAAACCUACACUGAUCAAUUACAUAAGAAUAUUAUGCUAGUAGAAAAGGAAUAUGCUCAUAAAUUACAGCAAGAAGUAGAGGAAAAAACAAAAGCACUGAAGAUGCAAUAUGAUGAUAAAAUAAAAAAUCUUAGGGAAGAAGCUGAGAGGGGUAUAUUUGCAGAGGUUUUUAAUGGGAUUAGGAGGUUUCUUUCAAGCAUAUGGCAUAUGUUUUGGUAGUCAUGUCAAUUUCACUUUUGCUUCUGAAUUUACUAUGUUAUGUAAUAAUGAUAGACUGUAGUUUCCAAGGAUGGCUGUGACAAUACAGUCAAUCCUACUUAUUCUUCUUAUAAUCUGACUUUGUUACUUCCCCCACUGAGUUGUGGGGUCUAUGUCCCCUGCCUUGGAAUUGAUGGACUUUGUGACUGUUUCGCUAAAUAGCAGAUGGCUGAAGCAACCCCUUGGGACUCUAAGUCGAGACAUGGAAAAUGCGCCCUGCCCUGCUGAGGUGCUCGCCCUUGGAACUGGGUCAACACGUUGUGAGAGAGGCCAUGUCGCCCAUUGGGAGGCCCCCAGCUUGACGUCACUGGCCGACUCUCCUUUUAUCUUCUGUUGUCUUUUAUCUCCCAGCUGGAUCAACUUGCCAGCCAUGCAAGCAAGGUGACAUGGAAGCAGGCUCUCCACCUGCCAGCGUGCGUCGGACAGAGUUGCAAAGAGCAAUGAUGCGCAAUCCCCACUGAGUCCUGCCCAUAUUGCAGAUUGAUGAGAAAAAAAAAUAAAUGAUGGUUGUUUAAAGCCA